Messenger RNA from Eremothecium cymbalariae DBVPG#7215, 1215 nucleotides. RefSeq lists its product as uncharacterized. Lineage: Eukaryota; Fungi; Ascomycota; Saccharomycetes; Saccharomycetales; Saccharomycetaceae. The record is from RefSeq and is a predicted model, not a curated record. Bases 1 to 1215 code for a protein of 404 amino acids. The transcript has a single exon. Gene Ontology annotation, cellular component: fungal-type cell wall; extracellular region; cell surface. Gene Ontology annotation, molecular function: glucan endo-1,3-beta-D-glucosidase activity; 1,3-beta-glucanosyltransferase activity. Gene Ontology annotation, biological process: cell wall organization.
AUGGAGCGGUUGUUUAUCGCUUGUUUAUUGUGGCGUGCAGGCUGGGCGGCUAAUGUGGUUGAAAAGCGGGAUGUGACGAUUCUGCUGAUGGAUGGCGCGGUUAUGCAGCCCGCGACGCUGGUCACCACGACGACGCAGACGAUUUCAGGGGUCGGGGUGGGGGUUGGGGGGCCGUUCCUGGCACCGCAGGGGUACGUUUCGUUUACGCAGCCGACGCCGGCGGCGUCGGCGUCGGUGGGUGCCCCAGGGGCGUGGAUUCCCUGGGAUAUGUUGGGCAGCCGCAGUGGUUACGGGGCUGCCAGUGGGUCGUCUAGCUGGAGCAGCGCGGCGGACAGCACUAGCAGCACUAGCAGCACUACGGUGAGUGCGACUCGGAGCUCUCUGAGUCGGACAAGUUCGCAGACGUCCGCCUCCAGUAGUUCCUCCAGUAGUUCCUGGUAUGGCAGGGCGAAGGGCAUCAGCUAUUCGCCGUACCAACGUAAUGGCGCUUGCAAGCCUCGUUGGCAGGUGAAAUCGGAUAUCAGAAAGCUGUCCGGGUUUGAUAUUCUGCGAAUCUACGAUCCGGACUGCGACGUUGUAUCAAAUCUUUUGUCCGCAAUGGCGACGCAUCAAAAGCUUCUGCUGGGCAUCUACAACGUUGACAGAAUCGCGGAGUCGAUAGGCAUCGUCGACAAGGCUCUGCGGGGCGAUUUUUCAAAGAUCUAUGCGGUUUCUGUGGGUAAUGAGCUUGUAAACGAUGGCAAAGUGUCGCCCGCACAGAUAAAAACAGCAUUGGAUACGGCAAGGGCGUUGCUGGGUUCGAUCGGUUACACAGGGCCUGUGGUGUCCGUGGAUACGUUGGUAGCUGUAGAAGCACAUAAGGAUCUAUGUGGCCUUUCAGAUUUCAUCGCGGUAAACGUCCAUCCGUUUUGGGACGGGCACGUAGACCCUUACAACUGUGGUACAUGGCUCCAAAAACAGGUGGAAAAUCUGGUUGAGUCAUGUGGAAAUGGUAAGCCCAUCCUUAUUACUGAAACAGGCUGGCCCACCUCUGGCGCUCCAUUUGGCUCUAACAUGCCAAAUAAAGUAAAUCAAGACAUAUGCAUUGACUCCAUACUCACCACUAUAGGGCAACAAGUACUCCUAUUUACCAUGUAUAACGAUUACUGGAAGUCUCCAGGCUCUUACGGUGUCGAACAGUUCUGGGGUAUCUUUGGAGAUGACUCUGACAGUUGA